AGAGGGAGGAAGGGAAAGAGAGCGAGGGAGGGAGGGGAAAAAAGAGCAAGCAAGCAUAGGAAGAGACAGCAAUUGGCUGUCAGUAGCAGGGACAACAGGAGCACAGCAAGAAAAGAGAUAGGCGACAGAGAGGGUCAGAAAUGGGGAGAGAAGCCGACAUGAAAUGACUAUGAAAUGAAAACACCAAAGACAGCAAAACCACCAGUCCUCCAACACUUAAUGGUGUCACAAAACGUGGGCUGAUCCAGACAAUGUCUUACAAAGACUUUCAGAAUGAACUCUAUGCUAUUGGUAACAAGCUAUGGCUCAAACUCCAGAGACUACCCAAGGCUGAACCAGUUGAAAUUGUGUCCUUUUCUGUCAUUAUCUUAUUCAUUGCUGUAGUACUUUUGAUGAUCAUCAUCGCAUGCAGUUGUUGCUGUGGCCAGUGCUGCAGUGGAAGCCCUAAGAAAAAGAGCAGGAAGAUUCAGGUUCGACCAGCGGUCCACGCAUAAGAAAUGAUUGCAGAACAUAUGAGGAAAGAGUAUGCAACCAUGCUCAGUCCUGGCAGAGGAACGGCCUCAUGUAUCAGCGUGGAGAACAUGACAGACUGAAAGCACCAAGCAAAGAAAAAGGUGGAAGAAUAGGAGAUUAAACUUCAAGCGGACUAUGGUCUUAUGCAAUGGCCAUCAUAGGAUGCUGAUAAAGUCAGGGAGUUCAUAGAUUUUUUUCUAUUUUUUUCCUAUUACAAACAGUAGUGGUAUAAUCAAGAUACUAAGAUGAGAGUGACACACUUGGCUGCUAUAGAAAAUGAAAAAACAAAACAGCAAAUAAUGUCCCAAAGAAAUUUUCAUGGAUUAAAGCAAAUUCUGCUUCUUGACAAAGGAGAGUUCCAGAGAGAUACAGAGUACGAGAACUACCCAAUGAACUCCAAACUACGUGCAAAUGUUCAGCAGAACAAAUUACAAUAUGAGCAGUGUUUGAUCUGGCUGCUCUACUGUCCACAACCAAGAGAACUAAAUCAUAUGUCUGACCAAAUAAUUCAUUCAGGAGAAAAGAUAAUGCAGCCUUGCAGCUGACACAUAAUCUUAGAGACUGCAAAAGAAAAACAGGAGCAAUCCUCUUUCCUUUACUAAGAAUAAUGCCAAAGAAAACUAACAUACCUAUUUGCAAUUGUCAUUGCUUAUCCAAGGAGGUAGGAGAAAGUAUAUUGAAAGCUGUAAUGUUAUAUUGUUCUAUGUGCCUGAUUUAAAGUGAGUAUCUUCCUCUUUCCUUUUCCUUGUAAAGAAAGGAAAUAUAGUGUGUUCUUACCCCAGGCACAGAAUUAUUUUACUUGCAUGUUACAAACCAGUUUUAGUCCAAGAAAUAGGGGGAAAUGAGCCACAUUGUCCACUUGCAUAUUUCAAAUUUACAAGCCAAGUACAUUUUCAAGGGGGGGGGGGGUGAUGUAACACAUAGUUUAUAUUGAACUGCUGCCAAUUGUAAGGCCACUGAGUCCCCUUUAGGAUGAGAAGAGUGGGAUAUAAAUAUAGUAAGUAAAUAAAUAAAUAAAUAAAUAAAUACAUAAUUGUAACACCAUAUUUAAGGCAGUUUGAACAAGAGGACUCCACCCCACCCCCCCAAAAAAAGACACCCUUUCAUUUCAGAUCCUCUUAUUUGUUACCCAUAAAAGGGAUACCAAAUGCACCAUUCCUUGUGGCCUGUAGUUUAAAGUAUAUUUAGCCACAGUAAGAUGCCAAAUUACAGUGAGGGCUGUGUUAAUUCAAGAAAUGUGUGCAGCAGCUGGCCGAUGGCAUUAUAACAACUGGUAAAGCAAAAGUACAGCCAAGAAUGAGCUUCUCAGUUAGGUUUACAACUAAAAAGGAAGGCUGUCUGUAUAUUUGGCUUCUUCUUCUGGGAACCUCAAACAGACUUACACAUGUGCAAGGCCGUGGCACAUGUAAUGGAGCUUGGCAUGUGUAAAUGGAAACAGAAAAGGUGGAGAAUGGGAAUACAGUAAAAAUCUAAUGAAUUAAAUGCACUGGUGACAUAAUGAAAGGAUUAACAAGGUAAUCAGUAAUUAAGCAUAUCUACAAGCCUUCCCAUCUGUAUUAGUUUAGAAUGUCAAAAUUAUACUGUACUGCAAAAAGGAAAAAUAAUCCAUUAAAACAGCUACAUACCACAAGCAAAUAACUGAGAAUUAUCCAUAGAAGGUCAUUUGACAUUUCUCAGUCCAAAUAAUAUUCCUUUAUUUGUAAUUUCCUUUUUUUAAGUGAUGCAUUUAACCAGGUCAACCCUGUUAUAUAAGAAUCUGAGGGAUUAGUAACCAAAGAGCAAUGGUACACAAAAGGACAGAAUGAAAAAAAAAAACCUACAAAGCAACACCAUAAAAGAAUUCUUAUUUUACAGCCAUCUUACUAAAGUAGCAUGAUGUCUAACGACCACUAAUGCUUUUUCAGCAGUAGAAGCAACUGAAGCCUUCUUCUUCUUCAUUAUUCUUUAAAAGCUACAAGAAUAAGAGAUUCUUGUCAGUUUUAUGUUUCAUUAUUUCCUCUUUCUGCCAUCAUGACAAGGGACCACACUGGCCAGAUGCAGUAAUUGACAAAAGUUGCUCAUUUCCCAGAAAGAUUUUGCAAAACCGAAGUGUCUAGAUAUCAUUGCACAAACAUUUUGGCAACUACAACAUUAACACAGAAAGUUGGCUCAAAGGAGCAUAGACACUGCUAACAAUCAGAGAGUGAGAAAAUGGUACAACAAGCAGUAUUGUAUAAAUUUAGUGUCAGCUAUACUGCGAACAGUAGGUAUUAAAGCUCUUCCCCCAUCAACGAGUAACAGCAACUGAAACAAUGGAGGACAUAAUACAUGUAGUAUUAUUAAUUAUAAUCAUCUUUGUGCAAAUAUUUGCAAAGAUAUGUUUUAGGACGACUUUUAUAUAAGUAAUCAUAUUACGUCAGUAAAGAACAUUACAAUUGAGCAAUAAUUUAUAGAAUAUCACAGUACAGUAGAGUCUCGCUUAUCCAACCUUUGCUCAUCCAACAUUCUGUAUUAUCCAAAGCAAUCUGCCUCCUGCCUAAAUUCACAGCUGUAUCAAUACAUUGCAACGUUUUGGUGCUAAAUUCGUAAAUACGGUAAUUACUACAUGUUGAACUGCUUUUUCUGUCAAUUUGUUUUAAAACAUGAUGUUUUAGUGCUUAAUUUGUAAUAUCAUAAUGUAAUUUGACGUUUAAUAGGCUUUUCCUUAAUCCCUCCUUAUUAUCCAACAUUUUCGCUUACCCAACGUUCUGCUGGCCCAUUUAUGUUGGAUAAGCGAGACUUUACUGUAUGUGUGACUGUUCUUAACAAACAGCACUUUGGCCUUAUUCACAGAAGUUCUGAUAAGAUUUGUAAGAAAUUAUCACACAGAAGGACUGGAUGUCAAAUCUUGUUAUUUUCAUAAUCUCACAAAUGCCUAGUGGUAAGCUUUGGAUUUUCAAGAGGAAAAAUAUCAUAGAUAUUCUGGUACAAUGAUUUAACAUAGAAAACCAUGUUUAUUACAUACUUGAUGUCUGAGCUUCACAACUUUUUGACCCAUUAAGCUGACUGCAGCCCCCCAAUAAAAGACUACAUGACUAAUGUACCUAUAGAAAUGUGAGUACUAGUCAUGCAAGACUUCUGAUACAGCUCUAUAUAUUUCUGGGUGUUUGGCUUCCUCUGGCUUUUGGCUUCCUCUAGUUUCUGCUCUCCCAGACAGACUGGAAAAACAAACUGAUCAAGGCCUAGAUGAACUGCUUCUCUGUGUUCCCCUUGCUGGGACACUUCUUACUCAGGCCUACACUAAAACAAACAAUGAACUUGUUCAUUGAUCCUUACUGUUUGCCCUAUAUGCAUACAUGGGUUUGUUUGUUUAGUUAAAAAUCUUUGCAGACUGAUUAAGACAUACCAGUUUAUUUAUUCUGGGUGUGUCUAUUUCAAGAGUUACUGCCUUCUGGGAAAGGGUUGGUACAGAAAAGGAGAACCAGCAAUUAUACAACGACAACCAAUAGUAAUUUAAUUUCAAACUCAGCUGUUUCUUUAAAUAUGCACAGCCAGAACAUAUCUCAAGGCAAAGGGGCAACAUGGCACAAUGAUAAAACUAAGCUUUGGAUCAGACAGUGUGUUUCUGUUUGUUCAAUAAGGAGCAUUAAAGAGACAUUUUGUAUCCUGAA
Molecule: messenger RNA, 4142 nt
Organism: Anolis sagrei ordinatus
Lineage: Eukaryota; Metazoa; Chordata; Lepidosauria; Squamata; Anolidae
Gene: SMIM5
Product: small integral membrane protein 5
Source: RefSeq, a predicted model, not a curated record